This is a messenger RNA of Lycium barbarum (goji berry), 2107 nucleotides long. RefSeq names its product transcription factor DIVARICATA-like. Lineage: Eukaryota; Viridiplantae; Streptophyta; Magnoliopsida; Solanales; Solanaceae. The record is from RefSeq and is a predicted model, not a curated record. The transcript has 2 exons. The coding region runs from base 904 to 1797 and encodes 297 amino acids. Gene Ontology annotation, molecular function: DNA binding.
CCAUUCCUAUCCAAUCAUAAUCCACCACCUUCAGCUUUUCCCUAUUCUCUCUCUGUUUCUUCUCUCCUCCAAACUCCAAUAAUUUUUUUUUGGGAAAGCAAAUUUAAAUUAAUUCUUCUAUAGCUUUUCUUGUUUAUACUUUACUAUUUCUUGUUCGUCCUGUUCUUACCAUCUCUCUCUCUCUCUCUCCUUUUCUCUUUGUUGUUCAGUCAUAAAGGGAAAAAGAAGAAAGCAGACACAAAUUUUUUGCUUUUCUUUCUUCCCCUUACAUAGCCCCAAGAAUUCUCAAAUUCAGAGUCUUUGUACUUACUAUUUACUCACUUGGGUUUCACAAAAUAUCCAGCUUUUCAGUGUCACCUUGUUUCUCUCUAGCUAGUGAGCUUUAAUUCUGGAAAGUUCUCAUUUUUCUUCUUAUUUCAUGGUUAAUAAGCCUAGUACUUUCUUGCUUUCACUGUUUAUGUAGAGUUUCAGUGGGUUCAGAUCUUAAUGAGAAUAUUUUCUUGGAUUUAACUUGGCGUAAGAUAAUCUUUGUCUGUUUUAGUUAACCCCUUUUUAUUUUAAGAUUAUCACAACAUCUAGGAUUUUUCUUUUGACAAUUAUAAAAGGUUGAGUCUUUUCAAGAUUCCUCAGGUUGGGGAGGUGGCUAUGGUUAAAAGAGUAUUCUGAUUCCUUUUAUAGAUGCUGACUUGUUGAUUUAACAUUGAUAUUUUUCCAUUGUAAAAUACCCAUCGCUCUGCAUUUCCCACUUGGGUUUUCCCCCAUACUUCCUCUUGUUCCUCUCCAACUUCAUCAAGUUCAAAUCUUUCACAUAAAAAUGCUGUCUUGAAUUAUCUUUCUUGUAGCUUUUUGCUAGUAAACUUUUUUCCCUCUGUUAAAAAUUUGAUAUUUUUGAGUUUGAGGGUGAUGGAGAUACUAUCACCAGCUCCUUAUCUUUCAAAUCCAAGCUGGUUUCUUGAUGAGGGAAAGAACACAGAGUGGACCCCAGCUGAAAACAAGGCAUUUGAGAACGCUUUAGCUUUGUUUGAUAAAGAUACACCAGAUAGAUGGCAAAGAGUUGCAGCAAUGGUACCAGGGAAGACAGUUGUUGAUGUGAUUAGGCAAUAUAAAGAAUUAGAAGAUGAUGUGAGCAGAAUAGAAGCUGGACUAAUUACUAUUCCUGGUUAUAGUACUUCACCUUUUACAUUAGAAUGGGGUAAUAGCCAUAGUUUUGAUGGAUACAAACAGUCUUAUGUUGUUGGUGGCAAAAGGCCUUUGUCUAAUAGGCCUCCAGAACAAGAAAGGAAGAAGGGUAUUCCAUGGACAGAGGAAGAACACAAGUUGUUUCUAAUGGGGCUUAAAAAGUAUGGAAAGGGCGAUUGGAGGAACAUCUCGCGCAACUUUGUUGUUACUAGAACUCCAACUCAAGUGGCUAGCCAUGCUCAGAAGUAUUUUAUCAGACAACUUUCUGGUGGCAAGGAUAAAAGACGGGCGAGUAUUCAUGACAUUACAACUAUAAAUCUCAACGAUAAUCAAACGCCUUCACCAGAUUACCAAAAACCAACUUCACCAGAUCAAUCCACUGUGAUUUCCCAGCAGCCAAAAUCGGCUGUCAAUGCCAUGCACAAAAUGCCAUUUCAGUGGAGUCAGGCCAAUAUGGGCUUCAAUUCAGCACAAGGAAGUUUGUUCAUGUCUCCUCUUUAUGGAGGAAACUCAUAUGGGAACCCUAAAAUGCAAAGCCAAAUUAUGCAUGAACCUUACUUUGGAUCUGAAAGUAUGAAUUUUCAGCUUCAAUCGGCACAUCAGUAUCACCAUGCAUGACAUAGGCAUAUUCGAAAUAUCAGAACUUUGAUCAGUGCCUGAAGAAAAAGCUUAUUUUAAAUUCGGCAUGUUAGCUUUUGUUUCUGCUUUUAUCCGUCUCUCUUGUAUUGUGAAUAUGUUGAUUGGCACUUCAAGUCAGCCAUGAGUUAGUGUGUCCUUUUAGGAAGUCUAAAAAAUCCUUACUCUCUGUAGUCUGUACUUAAAAACCAUAGUACAAGUGGAGUUCAUAUAACAUGAGCAUAGAGGAACGAACGGAAACCUGUAAAAUCCUUUUGAGGGAAUAAUAGAAUUACAAGAGAUGCAAGGAAAA